AUGUUCCGUCCAAGCGCUCGAAUCUUCCGCCAGGCGGCCACCGCGACAACGGCAGCAGCUCCCCUCCGACGAGCACCGCACCCCUCCCUCCACCUCUCCAGCGCAGUUGCAAAGGCCCUCUCGCCCACCGCUCCGCAUCCUCUUGUCGCUCUCGAGUCGACCAUCAUCACCCAUGGCCUGCCCUACCCGUACAACCUCGACGUCGCCCUCGAGCUAGAGGCCGUCGUCCGCGACAACGGCGCCGUGCCCGCAACCAUUGCGCUGCUCGACGGAAGGCCGCUCGUAGGCCUCGAGGACGCAGACCUCCAGCGACUUGCAAAGUGCGCAGAGGACCCGGCAAAGAAUACGGCCAUCAAGGCAAGCAGGAGGGACAUCAGCCACGUCCUCGCAAAGGGUCAGGGAGCCGUAGGCGGAACCACCGUCAGCGGCACCAUGGUCCUGGCCCACAUGGCUGGCAUCGAGAUCUUUGCGACUGGCGGCAUCGGUGGUGUCCACCGCGGCGGAGAGGCUUCGCUCGAUGUCUCGGCCGACCUCACAGAGCUGGGCCGCACGCCCGUCUCGGUCUUCUGCUCCGGCCCCAAAUCGAUUCUCGACAUCCCGCGCACGCUCGAGGUCCUCGAGACCAACGGCGUCUCGGUCCAGACCUUCAACCCGUCGGGCGAGUUCCCAGCGUUCUACACCUCGUCUUCGGGCCUCCACGUUCCCUACGUCGGCAGCACGUCGCAGGCGGCCGCUUCGAUCCUGAUCAACUCUCAGCUCGCGCUGGGCAGUGGACAGGUAUUUGGCGUGCCGAUUCCGUCGUCGUUCGAGGCCGUUGGCAACGAGAUUCAGAAGAAUGUCGAGAUCGCCGUUCGCGAGUCGGUCGAGCAGGGCAUCGACAGGCGCGGCAAGGAGGCCACGCCCUGGCUGCUCAAGCGCCUCGCCCAGCUGAUCCCCGAGAGCAAGGAGAGCAACCGGGCGCUCGUCGUCAACAACGCCAAGGUGGCGGCCCAGGUGGCGGCCGAGAUGGAGCGCAUGCGCGCCGACUUUGAGAUGGGACGGAACACCUACAGCUUCGGCGGCGUCAGCGGCAGCUCUGAAGCUUCGGCUGGCAGCGGCAUCAUGAUCUUUGGCGCGGCGGCCAUCGACGUGACGUCGCAAGCCUCCUCGUCAAGCUCGCACACGCAGCGCGCCGCGACGACCUACCCGGGUCGAGUUGGCGUCUCUCUGGGCGGAGUAUCGCGCAACGUGGCCGAAGCGGUGCACAAGGUCCUGGCAUCGCCCGCGUUGCCGUCUUCGAGCCGAGCGGCGGUCAAACUCGUCUCGCCGCGGGGCGACGAUGCGUUUGGCAGUCUACUCGAGGGAGGGAUGAAGGAGCUGGGGAUGCGCACCGAUGGGCUCUUUGUGGUCCGCGAUAGGGACGAGAGGACGGCGGUGUGCAGCCUCACGCUCGAUGAUCAGGGGGACCUGAUGAGCGGCGUGGCGGACAUGGAUAUCGGUACGAGGUACCUCGUCCCCACUUCAUCUGCGGCGCAUGGGGACAAGGAGCGCGAGGUGGUCGAGUACCUCACGGCGAACCGGCCUCGCAUCGUCGCAUUCGACGGCAACCUCGGAUCGACUCAGAUCCACCGCCUACUGUCCGGAAUCGAGGAGUACAACAGCCGGAGCAGCAGCCCGUCGUUUCCAUCUAUCACGACAGUGUUUGAACCCACCAGCCUGGCAAAGUCGACGACGGUCCUCGACGCCCUUUCCCGCCUCUCGUCGCCGGACUCGUCCUCGGCACCUUUGGUGGGGAUCGCGACGCCCAACGUCCUCGAACUGUCCCACAUGCAUCGGCGCGCCCUCUCGCUCGGUCUCUUUGCACCUCCGACGCAGGAAGACAUUGAAGUGACGAGCCAGAUGCGCUCCUACCUCGCCCUACCAGCCUUCAUCACGGCCGAGGUGCUGGACCAGGCCAUGUCGUUCCUUUCCUCCUCGCUCUUCAACACCCUCCUCGUCAAGUUCGGAUCCAAGGGUGUCCUCUCCCUCUCCAGGGCAAACGGGAUCGUCAACGUCAAGCACCACGUCGCCACCAAGCUCCCGACCUCGGCUGGCCUCAACACGACGGGCGCGGGCGACAGCUUCGCGGGCGGCGUCAUCGCUGGGCUGCACACCAUCCUCGCCCAGCGUGCAUCGGCGAGCAUCGAGACGCUGACCGAACAGGACCUCGACAAGGUCGUCCUCCUCGGCCAGAUGACGGCCGCCCGGAGCCUCGUCUCCCCCAACGCCAUCGGAUCGCAGCUCGACACCCUCAUCGCAAAGGCUGGGCUCGUCGAUGCUUAG
Molecule: messenger RNA, 2301 nt
Organism: Pseudozyma flocculosa PF-1
Lineage: Eukaryota; Fungi; Basidiomycota; Ustilaginomycetes; Ustilaginales; Ustilaginaceae
Exons: 3
Coding region: 1-2301 (766 amino acids)
Molecular function (GO): pseudouridylate synthase activity; kinase activity
Source: RefSeq, a predicted model, not a curated record